UAGCCAAAACAGCAGACGUCUAUGUAACUAACUUUUAGAUCUUACACUGCUAUAUAAUGAUUGAGUCCGAUUUUGAAUCACCACUGCCACAUAGAUCUAAUCAUAAUGAUAAACCACCUUCAGUAAUUGAAAGAUAUUUUAAAAAGAGAUACAAGACGGAUAAUAAAUAUGAAGACCAGUUGGUUUUGACUCAUUCUAAUAGAGUUUGUGUUGUCUGUGUAGCAAACUCACAUCCUUUGAUUGAACAAAAGAAAUCAGUGACAUCAGUCAGCUUUGGUGAAGAAGGGUGGAACAGAUUAGACAACAAAUUUUCUGGGAAAUCUAAAAGGGGUGCACAGUGGUUAGACUGCAAAGCACCUUUGUGUGAAGUUACAUGCAGCGAUGGUACUAAAUAUACAUUGGUUUGUUGUGUUAAAGGUCAGCUUAUAGAGGUGAAUGAAAAUUUACAGAAAACUCCCCAGCUGCUUAUUGAUAAGCCUCAUGGAGAAGGUUACUUAGCUGUUAUAUUACCUGGCUUAAAGUGGUUUGAGCAUGAAAUGAAGCAGUUAAAGUCUGAGGAGGACUACCAAAAUGAGUUGGAAAAAAGACUUCAUAAUUCUUGACAAACAAAUUGGAUGCCUUCAUUGUACAUUUAAACCUAUACAUGGUCAUUGACAUAAUUAGCCAUUUAUGAGUUUACAAUUACAGAGCUGAAUAAAACUCUUAAACUUU
Messenger RNA from Biomphalaria glabrata, 711 nucleotides. RefSeq names its product protein Abitram-like. The transcript is spliced from 6 exons. The record is from RefSeq and is a predicted model, not a curated record. Gene Ontology annotation, cellular component: nucleus. Bases 57 to 602 code for a protein of 181 amino acids. Lineage: Eukaryota; Metazoa; Mollusca; Gastropoda; Planorbidae.